AUGAGCUCGACGCCAUCAACCAAGCUGUCGCAGGCUGCACUGGAGUCUCCCCAAGGCGCGGUGGCCCCGUCCCUUGCUGCUGACGGCCGGCAUCAACAUGUCGCCGUACCCAUGAGCGACGCCCGGGCACCCGCGCGGGCCAAGUCAGGGCGUCACUUCGUCUCGGGGCUUGGCUCCGGCAUGGCAUCAGCCGUCAUCUUGCAGCCCCUCGACCUCUUGAAGACGAGGGUGCAGCAGUCAGGCCGCUCCUCGCUAACCGACUCUUUGCGCGAGAUCCGGCAGUCGCCGCACCUGGUCCGAAGCCUGUGGAGGGGUACAAUGCCCUCGGCCCUGCGCACCGGCUUCGGCUCCGCCCUGUACUUCACCUCCCUCAACGCCAUCCGCCAGCGCGUGCAACAAGGCUCCAUAGGAGCCCACGCGCAGAGCCAGAGCGGCUCUUCCGCUCUACCCUCGAUAUCAAACGCAGCCAAUCUGGCCUCGGGCGCAAUAGCCAGGACCUUUGCCGGCUUCGUCCUCAUGCCGCUCACCGUUAUCAAGGUGCGGUUCGAGUCGAAUCUGUACUCUUAUUCCUCCAUUUGGGCCGCUGCCCGCGAUAUCCGUCGCGUGGAUGGCGUGCGCGGAUUCUUCUCCGGCUUCGGUGCCACGGCCAUCCGGGACGCCCCGUACGCCGGCAUGUACGUACUCUUCUACGAGAUGCUCAAGACACGCCUCGGCGCCCUGGCAUCGCCGCAGGAGGAUGGCAGUCGCCAGCCCACCAGCAUGAGAGCGUGGGUCGCGAGCUCUGUCAACUUCAGCUCGGCAAUAUUGGCUGGCGCAGCUUGCUCCGCCGUCUCCAAUCCGUUCGACGCAGUCAAGACGAGGAUACAGCUUCAACCCCGGCAAUACCGGAACGUAUUGCAAGCUGGCUACCGAAUGGUUGCAGAGGACGGCUUCCGGUCUCUGUGGGAUGGGCUGGCUCUACGAAUGAGUCGCAAGGCCCUGAGUUCGGCCUUGGCAUGGACUGUCUACGAGGAGCUUAUCCGCAGGUAA
This is a messenger RNA of Purpureocillium lilacinum, 1029 nucleotides long. RefSeq lists its product as uncharacterized. Gene Ontology annotation, cellular component: mitochondrion; mitochondrial inner membrane. Gene Ontology annotation, biological process: glycine import into mitochondrion. Gene Ontology annotation, molecular function: glycine transmembrane transporter activity. Lineage: Eukaryota; Fungi; Ascomycota; Sordariomycetes; Hypocreales; Ophiocordycipitaceae. The record is from RefSeq and is a predicted model, not a curated record.